CUGCCUCUCUGGAGACCAUGGCUGCCCCGGGAUGAGGAGGCGAUCGGCCAGCAGACAGAUACCGCUCGGCCCCACGAGGUGACAGGGGACAGCGGUCCCAACAACGGGAUGGGGAACAAGGCGCUGGCGCUCUUCCAGCACCCGGUCAGGCUCCUCUGGCCCAAAUCCAAGUCCUUCGACUAUCUGUACAGCGUUGGAGAGAAGCUGCUGGAGAACUUCCCCGUGCAGGCCACCCUCAGCCUGUACGACGACUCGGACAGUGAGGACGAGGAGGAGGAGGAGGAGGAGGAAGAGGAGGCCGAAGAGGAGGAGGGCUGCGGAUUGAGGAAGCACGAGCUGUGGGGUGGCAGGGAGCUGUGGGGAAGGGUGAAGAGGAGGUCUGUGGGGUGCACAGCAUAG
Struthio camelus australis is the source of this 399-nucleotide messenger RNA. The record is from RefSeq and is a predicted model, not a curated record. Lineage: Eukaryota; Metazoa; Chordata; Aves; Struthioniformes; Struthionidae.